Physella acuta is the source of this 249-nucleotide messenger RNA. RefSeq names its product homeobox protein Hox-A5. Lineage: Eukaryota; Metazoa; Mollusca; Gastropoda; Physidae. Gene Ontology annotation, cellular component: nucleus. Gene Ontology annotation, molecular function: RNA polymerase II cis-regulatory region sequence-specific DNA binding; DNA-binding transcription factor activity, RNA polymerase II-specific. The record is from RefSeq and is a predicted model, not a curated record. Gene Ontology annotation, biological process: regulation of transcription by RNA polymerase II; anterior/posterior pattern specification.
CCAGUGUAUCCGUGGAUGAAAAGUCAAUAUGGUCCCAACCGAAAACGAGGCCGGCAGACGUACACCCGGUACCAGACUCUGGAGCUGGAGAAGGAGUUCCACUACAACCGUUACCUGACCAGACGCAGGCGCAUCGAAAUCGCGCACACUCUGUGUCUGACCGAGCGGCAGAUCAAGAUCUGGUUCCAGAACCGCCGGAUGAAGUGGAAGAAGGAGUCCAAGUCUAGGGUCCACGAAUCUCACUCAUAG